AUGACUGAAGACUCCCAAGCCCACAUGGACCCUGACGUUGACGGCCCCGAUGAGGGAUCCGAUGGACCCCAGAAUACCUCUAAUUUGACUAUUCGACGAGCAUGCGAUGCAUGCAGGACUCGCAAGAUCCGCUGCGACAGAAACUCGCCCUGCUCUCAUUGUGUGCACGCAAAGAUACCCUGCACACAUCAUGAAACUCGCCCAAGGGAAAAGAGAACUCGGAUCCUCCUCUCAGCCCAAUAUGAGAAAAAGAUUGAUAUUAUCGAUCGUCGUCUUGAGACACUCACGGAACUUAUGCGAGAUAUGAAGACGAAUAUGUCAUCUGCAAACUCUCAACCUAGCCAGAAUACCACCCCAAAUUCUGAUCCUCCACGUCAAUCGCCAGCCCAGAGUUCAACCUCAACACAUUAUGGACACCUUGCUCAAUUGACUGCUGACAGUCCUGUCAUCGAGGGAGAGUCUUCUUUGGCUGCCCAUGGCGAAUUCGCAAAUGAGUUUCUCAAGAAUGCUGUCGGUACCGAGUCUCUACAAGGUGCUAGCCUUGAGUUACGUGAGACUUUAGAUUCACUUCACCAUAUCGUCAGUUCGUUGAAACAACAAACUGCUGCCACGGAGAUGUCUUUUCCAUAUGCCAGGCCGGUGCCACGUCCCCCGUUCAAAACUAAUAGCCUGCCACCGAUUCAAACAGCCGUUGCCCUCAUACGGGAAUGCGAAACCGAGAAUUCAGAAAUUUCAGCCUGGAUAAGGGAGUUUUUUUCGAUGGAAAGCUUCUCUGGAAUGUGCCUGCACGUGUAUUUCUCUGAGGAUAUCACAGAUUCUGAUUACAUCCUCGUGAAUAUCGGCCUAAUGUACAUGUUCCAGGAUCGCCAGCAACGAGUAACGGACAAGAAAGAGCUUGAAGAGAACGAAGAGUACACCAAGGCACUCCGGCAAAACGCAGAGACGGCGCUAGCUAAUCUACCUUUCCAUCUGCCCGCUACUUCCAACAUGAUUUCUGCCCUGCUACUUGGAGCUUUCUAUGCCAUUGAAAUAUCGAAGCCAUCACUGUCAUGGGCUUUGUCAUGCAAAGCAUCAGAGCUAUGUCAAACUCUAGGAUACCACCGUGUAUCAACUAUGAAGAACGAUAAGCCUCGCGACGCGCAGCGCAAGCAGUUUCUCUUCUGGAAUACAUAUUUCAUCGACAAGAGUCUUUCUCUCCGUCUUGGAAGAGCGUCUACUAUUCAAGACUGGGACGUCACUGUGCCUAUGUUCUCCGAGGAUCCUGCAAAUGCUACUCCCUUGUCCCCUUUCAUCUCACUUUGGAUAGCCACAGCUCGAUGUCAAGGACAAAUAUAUGAGCUACUGUACAGUCCUGGUUCGAUGGAAGAACUAGACGAUGCGAGGAGGCUCCGCUCCCAGAAACUGGUGUGCGAUUUGCAAGACAUUGGUAGAAGAAGUAGAGAACUAGCUAAGAAUCGUGAGAAAGAGGUCAAAACGAAGCUUGGAGAGUAUUUCAUAGAAUUCAUCAUCAUAUCUGACGACGUGCUCCGGCUCUCGCUCCUCACUCUUAUUUACCGAGCAACUCCUGCUCCUUCAGGGUCUCGAGGAACAUUCAUCCCAGAGUGUAUCGAGGCUGCACGCGCGACGCUACAACGUCACCAGGACUGCAUGGAUCUCUUGGGACGCGACAAUGCCUUGUACUUUCCGUCCUAUGUUCACUGGACUCUCCUCUUCGCUCCCUUCAUCCCAUUUAUUGUUGUUUUCUGUCAAGCCAUCGAAACUCAAGACCAAAGUGAUCUAGCUCGUCUGCACAACUUUUGCACAUCAGUUGAGACCACGAUAACACUGUCAGACGCGGCAGCCAAAAUGCAUCGGUUGUUCCAAGUCCUCUACACUGUAGCACUUCGCUACAUUGAAUUUCGAACAACUACACCCACUGCGGACCAGACGCAGGCAAGCGCUGAGCUCAACACAUAUCUCGCAGCACUUGGUUUCCCACCAGCUGGACUCAACAAUGGAGGGCAACAGCCCUCGCCGAUGGACGCUGCACAAGCUGGUGCUUUUUCACAGACACUAGGAGAUAUGGGAAUGCUUGAUGGUGCUGAGGGUCAGAGAGGUGCCAAUACCAUGAUGUGGAUGGGAAAUACGGCGCAGUUGGGUGAGUGGUUUAAUAGCAGCCAGCAGAUGAUGGAGUUGCUCGAGGAGCCCAGCUUCACAUUUCCUCAAUGA
Molecule: messenger RNA, 2208 nt
Organism: Fusarium venenatum
Lineage: Eukaryota; Fungi; Ascomycota; Sordariomycetes; Hypocreales; Nectriaceae
Biological process (GO): regulation of DNA-templated transcription; DNA-templated transcription
Molecular function (GO): DNA binding; zinc ion binding; DNA-binding transcription factor activity, RNA polymerase II-specific
Source: RefSeq, a predicted model, not a curated record